UAUUCAUCGUCUUCACCAUGUCUGAUAGUAGCGCCACCGACGACCACAGCGCCAGUUCCCCCGACGGGCACCCCUGCCAUCGAGACCACCCUCACAAGGUGGACCAGACCCAGGACCCGCCUCCUCUAGCCGUUACCCUCAACCUAGCUCCACACCCAGAGGGUGGCUGGUUCCGCGAAACCUGGACCGCCUCACAAAAACUCCAUCCAAAGGGGUACUCGGGUACGCGGGCAACAGCCAGCGCCAUCUACUUUGUCCUCGCGCCCAACGAGAAGUCAAAAUGGCACAUUGUACGCUCCGACGAGCUCUGGCUCUGGCAUCGCGGCGAUCCUUUGGAGCUACUCCUCGGUGGCAGCAAUGAGCAGCCUGACAUCAACCCAUCCAUAAUCCGUCUUGGUCCGUCACUGGAGGAUGGCGAAGUACCACAGGCCAUUGUACCGGGCGGGGUGUGGCAAGCUGCCCAAAGCGUCGGUGGCGAGACUCUCGUCAGCUGCGUUGUUACACCGGCCUUUGCCCAAGAAGACUUCCAUGUCCUGGACCACUGAUACCCCCCCUGGUUUAAAACACACUUGAAUAAAG
Gamsiella multidivaricata is the source of this 579-nucleotide messenger RNA. Its product is annotated as RmlC-like cupin domain-containing protein. The transcript has a single exon. Gene Ontology annotation, cellular component: intracellular anatomical structure. Bases 18 to 545 code for a protein of 175 amino acids. The record is from RefSeq and is a predicted model, not a curated record. NCBI's taxonomy places the organism in Eukaryota, Fungi, Mortierellomycota, Mortierellomycetes, Mortierellales, Mortierellaceae.